Messenger RNA from Sphenostylis stenocarpa, 228 nucleotides. Lineage: Eukaryota; Viridiplantae; Streptophyta; Magnoliopsida; Fabales; Fabaceae. The record is from the annotation of a GenBank genome assembly.
AUGAAAGAAAAAGAUGAACAGACAGAGAAUGGAGUUGGAAGAGACGUCCAAGAAGAUGAAUGCAUGACUAGUAAAGCAAGUACAGAAUUAAAGGUUUCAACUUGGCAUGCAUAUAUGGUGGAUCCCAUCUCAUCUUCACACAUGCCAAUCAUGUUCCAGGAGAUAUAUUGUUCUUAUGUGCACCUGCCUCAUUCUUCAAACAAGGAAGAUUCCACAAGUAUCCAUUGA